UCCAAGCGAAACUUUUGCAACUAAACUUAAAGCUGAACAAACACACACGCGUCCUUUUUUAGAAAAGGUUGUUUUUUUUGUCUGUUUUCAAGCCGAGACCAAGGCAGACACUGGGCUAUAUAGUCGCAGGUCAGGUUACUGACUCCUCUGUUGGCUGUUAAUAGGAGAGCCUCAGGGGCCCCAGGCUGUCCAGAGCCCCACACAGCCUGAGCUGAUCCGGUUCCUCCCUCCGGUCCAACAAACCAGCAGAUGCGGCAUGGACCUGGACAGCAAUAAGCGACUGGUGGUGGUGGUGCCAAAUGAAGUGUCGGUGGCUUCCCGUCGAGUGUUCAGCAGCGAGGAUGAAGCCUGGAAGAACUACCUGGAGAAUCCUCUGACGGCCGCCACUAAGGCCAUGAUGAGCAUCAAUGGCGAUGAGGACAGUGUGGCGGCUCUGGGGCUGCUGUACGAUUACUACAAGGUUCCCAGAGAGAGAAAACGCUCUUCCAGUGGCGUUACGCCCGCAGAUCCCUCCUCUGCAGUGUUGGGCCCAGACAUGCUGGAUCACCACAGUCAGACUCUGAGAUCCAUGCCGGUCAACCUCUCCCUGAACAGCUCUGCUACAGAACAUUACGGCUCCAAACGCGGCGCCAUCAGCGCUGCCUCAGAAACCAGGGGAGGAGACGGUAAAGACAGGAGCUACGCACCUCUCGCUCUGGUGAAAACAGAGGGCCAGACGUCCAUGCCGUCUGCUGGCUCCCGCCUGGAAGAAUCCAGAGAGCAGAUGAGGAGGCUUUAUGAGCAGAACUGCUAUGACUUAUCACUUCCUGGUUACCGAAAAGAAGAACAGGGGAACACGCCGGACAGCACUUAUGAGGAUGCUAGAGAAGAAGAGAUUUACCACAGAAGUCCUUCCUUACAAGUUGAUGUAUCUCAUCCAAAACUACCAGUCGACAGCUUCAAGUACAGCCUGGAAGCCAGCAUGUCUCUGCGGCCGCGUCAAGGAGAAGGACCCAUGGCUUACCUGAACCGGGGCCAAUUCUACGCUUUAACGUUGUCUGAAAACGGCUACAGCUCUUUCCACUGUCGGCCCAGAGCCAAAGCUUGGGGCAAAUCUAAUGGAAAGCCCUCCAGCAGUGAGCAGUCUGCCUCUUUGGGAGCCUCUGAUCCGCAGAGGGACACUGUCGUACAGAGUGUCAUCAUGGUGGUGUUUGGGGAAGACAAAUCCAGAGAUGAUCAGCUCAAGAAUUGGAAAUAUUGGCACUCCAGACAGCACACUGCAAAGCAAAGGGUUUUAGAUAUUGCUGACUACAAGGAGAGCUUUAGCACGAUUGGGAACGUGGAGGAAAUAGCUUACAAUGCUGUGUCUUUUACCUGGGAUGUGAGUGAAGAAGCCAAGGUUUUUAUCUCUGUGAACUGUUUGAGCACAGACUUCUCCUCCCAGAAGGGAGUGAAGGGCAUGCCUCUGAUCAUCCAGAUCGACACCUACAGCUACAACAGCUGCAGUAGCAGGCCUAUCCACAGGGCCUUCACUCAAAUCAAGGUCUUCUGUGACAAGGGUGCUGAGAGGAAACUCCGUGAUGAGGAAAAGAAGCAGCAAAGGAGGAAGAUGAAAGGGAAAAACAGCAGCUCGGGGCCGAGCUCCCCCAUCAGGAGGGCAGAAAGCACCCUGUUCAAAGGCAUGCUGGACCUGGACUCCCAGCCGGUGCUUUUCAUUCCUGACGUCCACUUUGGAAACCUGCAGAGAGCAGGACAGGUGUUUGCUGUCAACACCGAUGAGGUUGUCAUUGACAGAGGGCUUCCUAUGAAGAAGCUGUUAUGUCAGGAUGCGGUCUGCCCGCCUCAGGCCAAGAAGUCCAAGGUAGAGCCUGAGAGGAAAGUUCUGCUGUAUGUGAGGAAGGAGUGCGAUGAAGUAUUUGAUGCCUUAAUGCUGCGUGCCCCAACCCUCAAAGCACUGAUGGAGGCAAUCUCUGAGAAAUACACAGUUCCUGUUGAAAAAAUGACUAAAGUUUAUCAGAAAAGCAAAAAAGGGGUCCUGGUCAACAUGGACGACAACAUCGUUCAGCACUUCUCCAAUGAGGACACCUUCAUCCUGUCUUUUGAGAGCUCAGUGAACUCUUUUCGUGUUACUCUGUCAGAAAUCUGACAGCUAUUGGCCGUCAGGAGCAACCAGCUACUAGCAUUUACUGGAUAUAACAUGUGGUCUAUGUUUACAAUUGUUUUUAAAUGGCUCCUAAAGCUGUUUGCAUGUUGUUGUUUUUUAACUCUUAAGUCAGUCCGAUUGUAAAUCUGGAAAUUUUAAA
Messenger RNA from Cyprinodon variegatus (sheepshead minnow), 2282 nucleotides. Its product is annotated as grainyhead-like protein 2 homolog. The transcript is spliced from 15 exons. Gene Ontology annotation, molecular function: DNA-binding transcription activator activity, RNA polymerase II-specific; RNA polymerase II cis-regulatory region sequence-specific DNA binding. The coding region runs from base 257 to 2125 and encodes 622 amino acids. Gene Ontology annotation, biological process: brain development; regulation of transcription by RNA polymerase II; neural tube development. The record is from RefSeq and is a predicted model, not a curated record. NCBI's taxonomy places the organism in Eukaryota, Metazoa, Chordata, Actinopteri, Cyprinodontiformes, Cyprinodontidae. Gene Ontology annotation, cellular component: nucleus.